This is a messenger RNA of Phytophthora infestans T30-4, 558 nucleotides long. RefSeq lists its product as uncharacterized. The record is from RefSeq and is a predicted model, not a curated record. Bases 1 to 558 code for a protein of 185 amino acids. Lineage: Eukaryota; Oomycota; Peronosporomycetes; Peronosporales; Peronosporaceae. The transcript has 5 exons.
AUGGUGGCGACGAGUUUCCACGAUGUUUCCUCAAACGCGGCGUCCGUCGUGAUGGUCCGAGGUUUCGCACACACGGACGACGAGAAGAAAUACGGUGAGGUACGACUCUAUCCGACUCGAGUGCGCUUCGUGACGGGCGUAGCUCAAGCCUAUGAGGACGAAUUCCCGUCUGAACUCAGUCAUUUGCAGGUGAAGGAGGCGGAAUUUGAAGUCGCUAUCAACCAGAUAAACAACACGAUGCAGGACUACUGGCCGUGUUUCUUCUGUAUUUGCUGCGGAUACGGCUGCUGCCCAUGCACCCUGGGGCUCUCCCUAUUUUGUCCCAAUUUUUGCAUCAGAGACGCCGAGCAGUAUGUGCGUGCACUUCUGACAAGGAUAAACAAGCGACUUUGUUUCGAGCGAGCUGGUGUCGAGUGGCAGCUAGUUCGAUCGUGGGGCCAGUCCUGGAUCCAGAUCACGUACCCGCUAGUGCUGAAGAAGCCGCCCCUGGUAAGUUUUUAUAAACAACCAAUAUCUAGCUCCCCAGCGUUGUCCGUUGCAACCCCACUUGUUCCAUAA